CUCGUACGGGGUGUGUGUGUGGUGUGUGCUACGAUCCUCAGAUACGCCGGUGUGAUACGUGUAGGAAACGAAACGACAAUUUUACGAACGAAUCACACGUCGCAACCUCUUCAACAGCGUCGUGAGACCAUCCCAUGAAUUGGGCUCAACUUUUUGGAUUCGACCCAAAGAGAAAAUAAAAUAUGAAAGGCCUAAAACUUGCUUUAAUUACGCUGCUGUCGACUUUCGCUGUGGGAUGGAGUCACGUCGCUCUCAUGGAGCCGCCAGCAAGAAAUGUUUUAUGGCGGGCCGGCUACCCUAACUUACCUAAGCACGAAGACGACGAUUAUCUUUAUUGUAUUGAGAAGGAGGAGAAGAACUGCCCUCCAUGCGGCGACACCAUCGACUCCCCCCAACCGUAUGCUCACCAGGCUGGGGGCAAGUGGGCGCUGGGUAUCAUCGGCCGCAACUAUUCUGCUGGAGAGACUAUUUCAGUAGGCGUGAACGUGACUAACAGUCAUGGCGGCCACAUGGUCUUCAAACUUUGCCCCAACAACGACGUCACAAAACCAGUUACUCAGGAGUGCCUUGACAGAUACCCUUUGUCCGCAUCUGGGUAUCCUGAUGGUAAAGUACCAGUCACUUCCCCGUAUCAGGAGACGCAAGAAUUCAACCUCAAGAUAAAGUUACCACAAGAUGUCGUAUGCUCUCAGUGUGUUCUGCAAAUGACACAGUAUACAGAGCAAUUCAAGCCUGCAAAAGUCAUGUUCCGCAACUGCGCCGACAUCGGCAUUAUUGACCCGAGAUCCGCGUCUUCACACGCCAGGCAAAACCGUUUUGCUAGCACAUCCAAAUCUUUAACGAACGGAUUCACCCAGCAAGGAUUUCUGGACCAGUCCGCUGGUUUUGGACUCGCCGGACAACAACAAUUCCGAACAGCUCUUCAGGAACCGUCGUCCUUCCUUACAAUCGCUGAUCAGUUGUCGGCCUACGGAGGUUCGCCUCAGUUUGGCCAGCUGGCCUUUGAUAAUCAUUCGCCCCAGGUUCAAUCAUCUUCUGUGCAUUCCCAGACCCCGACAUUUGCAUACGAACCUGACUUCAUGAAUGGGCAGUUUGAUUUCAAAUCCGCACUUGAAUUCAACAAUCAACAGUCUCUUCAGCAAGUAGGAGACGGCAACAACAGGGAAAACUUCCAGCUGCCAAGUCGGCCUGAAUUUGAUAUCAUAAAUUCAGGCAAUCCGCAAGUUGCGGCUGCAAAUAAGCAAGACCAAAAAUUUAAAACUGCAAAAUUUUUAUCGGCCUCAGCUCCUCAACAAUUCUCAUCCCUUUCGCCACUUUCUCCUCAGGUGCCGUUCACGCGAACAAUUCAAGGCACCGAAAAUUUUUCCAAAUUUCAAAAUUCAAAACAAAUCUCGCAUCAGAUUGGUGCACCAUUCGUCCAACAAAAACCUCAAGCUGUAGAGAUCUAUGGUUUCGGUAAUGUCGGGAAGAAACAGAAAAAUAAUGCGAAAAGGGACAGUGAUGCUAAUUUUGCACCAUCAAGCUCAGACUCCCAAUUCCGUAGCCGAAGUAAGGCUAUGUUUCCGGAACAGGGAUCACAACAAAGUCCUGGGUACAUACUGGCUCAUAUUUACUAACCUCGAUAGGUGUGUUCAGAAUGCUUUGUUAGAGUUAUAUCAGAAGUAGCUAGGUGUGUUCGCUAUAUUAGUUAUUUACUUGUUUAAGUGACAUGCGAAACUUCUACUGCAGCGUAUGAACCGGUGAAAUUUAUAAAAACCGGUGUAUUAUAAGCAUUGGUGAUAUUUAUUUUUCUGCUCUAUGGCUGUUAAAUUUCACAGGUUUGCAUUAAAUUUUCAUUGAUAUGAUACGACAGAUCCAUGGUUUGCUAUAGCGGACCCAUGUGAGAAAUUGUUGGUUACCUCAUUCCAAGAAUAAUUAGAGGAAAACGUCAGUCUUUUUUGUUUCUAUCACAAAUUUCUCUGCGCCUACGAAUAAUAAUUUGAAGCUCAAGUUUAAGCAAUCACACAGAGUUUAGUUCCUCUGCUCUGAGAGUUAUGGUACAUUAAUAACUUAAUAAGCUUGUUCGAUUAAAAUUAUUACAUAACUAGAAUUAUUUGUACCAGAAUAUAAAAAGACGAAGAGGCUACUUGGCUAUCUUGAUUUAAAUAGUUUUCCUUUAGUCCGGGCUGAGAACUAAAACGCAUCUUAAUUCUUCUGAGGACAUUAGCGAAAUCAAAUAACGACACAGGAGACAAAUUUAUUAUAACCGUAAUGUGAUUUAUAAAACAGAUGGUUCACUGGACCAUUCUUCCAUAUAUACAGUACGCAUAAUGUACAUUCCUGGACC
Hyalella azteca is the source of this 2326-nucleotide messenger RNA. RefSeq lists its product as uncharacterized. Lineage: Eukaryota; Metazoa; Arthropoda; Malacostraca; Amphipoda; Hyalellidae. The transcript has 6 exons. The record is from RefSeq and is a predicted model, not a curated record. The coding region runs from base 183 to 1616 and encodes 477 amino acids.